This is a messenger RNA of Lacerta agilis (Sand lizard), 3245 nucleotides long. RefSeq names its product 5'-nucleotidase domain containing 3 (gene NT5DC3). Bases 105 to 1811 code for a protein of 568 amino acids. NCBI's taxonomy places the organism in Eukaryota, Metazoa, Chordata, Lepidosauria, Squamata, Lacertidae. Gene Ontology annotation, molecular function: 5'-nucleotidase activity. The transcript has 15 exons. The record is from RefSeq and is a predicted model, not a curated record.
GGCAGGAGAGGCUGCGGGUGGCGCGCGUUUCUUCUCCUGAAGGGAUUCCGGGGAGUCCAACAGAAGCUGCUGUUUCUGCUUCUGCUUCUGCUUCUACGCCGGCCAUGGCAGCCACGGCUGCUUCUACCGCGAGGGUCUUGCUGGGGUCAGCGGGGAAGGGCGGCGCGAGGCGGGCAAGUGCUGCUACUGCUGCUGCCGCCGCCGCCUCCCCUGCCUCCUUAGCCGGGCUCUGCUGCUCCUGCGGCGGCGGCGGCUUAAAGGCAAAUCCCUAUUGCACGCUGGCCCCUGGGCAGCAGCAGCAGCCCUCCGCCCCGUCCCCGGACAUGAAGAACUACCUGUGGAAGCGCUAUAACGAAGCCAAGAAAGUGACGAAAGACCUGGUUCCUUCCAUUAUGAGUAACUUGCUGAAUCCAGAUGCUAUCUUUUCAAACAAUGAAAUGAGUUUCUCGGACAUAGAAAUCUAUGGCUUUGAUUAUGAUUACACACUCGUCUUCUAUUCCAAGCAUUUGCACACAUUGAUCUUCAAUGCUGCUCGGGAUCUUUUGAUAAAUGAACACCGGUAUCCUGCAGAAAUCCGGAAGUAUGACUACGAUCCAAAUUUUGCAAUAAGAGGUCUUCAUUAUGAUGUACAUCGGGCAUUAUUGAUGAAGAUCGAUGCUUUUCAUUAUAUUCAGUUGGGAACAGUGUACAGAGGAAUGAGCGUUGUCCCGGAUGAGGAAGUCAUUGCCAUGUACGAUGGGUCCCAUGUCCCCUUGGAACAAAUGAGCGACUUCUAUGGAAAGAGUUCACAAGGUAACGCCAUGAAGCAGUUCAUGGAUAUCUUCUCCUUGCCAGAAAUGACGCUCCUGUCUUAUGUGAAUGAGUAUUUUUUGAAAAACAAUAUAGACUAUGAGCCAGUUCAUCUCUACAAAGAUGUAAAGGACUCAAUCAGAGAUGUCCACAUCAAAGGAAUAAUGUACAGUGCAAUUGAAGCAGAUAUUGAGAAAUACAUUUGUUACGCAGAGCAAACGCGUGCAGUGCUUGCAAAGCUGGCAGAUCAAGGCAAGAAGAUGUUCCUCAUCACAAACAGCCCUAGCAGUUUCGUGGACAGGGGCAUGAAGUACAUUGUUGGGAAAGACUGGAGGGAACUUUUCGAUGUUGUCAUUGUCCAGGCUGACAAGCCAAACUUUUUCAAUGACAAGAGAAGACCUUUCCGUAAGGUGAAUGAGAGAGGUGUUUUGCUUUGGGACAAAAUCCAUCAACUGCAGAAAGGCCAGAUAUACAAACAGGGCAACUUAUAUGAGUUUCUAAAGCUGACUGGCUGGAGAGGCUCCAAAGUCUUGUAUUUCGGCGAUCACAUUUAUAGCGAUUUAGCAGAUUUGACCUUAAAGCACGGCUGGCGAACAGGUGCAAUUAUUCCGGAGUUACGGACGGAGAUUAAGAUCAUGAACACAGAGCAAUACAUUCAGACCAUGACCUGGCUUCAGACUCUCACUGGAUUACUGGAACACAUGCAGGUUCACAAGGAUCCAGACUCUCAGCUGAUUUUACACGAGUGGAAAAAAGAAAGAAAGGAAAUGAGAGAAACAACCAGGAACUUCUUCAAUUCUCAGUUUGGAAGCUUGUUCAGGACUGACCAGAACCCAACCUAUUUUUUAAGACGCUUGUCUCGCUUUGCUGAUAUUUACAUGGCAUCAUUGAGUUGCCUUUUGAACUAUGACCACGACUACACAUUUUAUCCAAGGAGGACUCCUUUGCAGCAUGAACUCCCGACAUGGUCAGACCAACUGUGCACUGGAAAUAAUUUGGUCCCCCCAGUGCUGGUCAGGUAAAGUUUGUGUGUUACUAGUUUGUAUACAUUUUAUAUGUACGUGAGAGGCUUUUAAUUGCAUUGUUCUAAUUCUGUGUGUUGAUUAAGAACUGCCUGCUUGCAUGACUCAAUAUGGUCCGGGAUUUCAGUUCAUUGAAAUAACUUCUAAGCAAUGCCGAGAUGAAGUUUUUAAUUUCCCUCUUUGCCUUGAAAGCUGUGGUUUGGGGGUGGGGGUCUCUUCUCCUCCCUUUAUUGCUUUGGCACCAUUUCCCCAUUUUCAGUUGCAUUCACAUGAUCCCUGAAUGGCUGGAUCACGUGAAUGCAGUGCAAUGCAAAUUUAACCAAUUGGAUUGGAUGAUAUCUUGAAGGGCAAAUGAAGCCCAUUUUGUGUGAGAACUAUGUUCACAUGGACGAUCCUAUAGACGUGUUCAGGUAUCAAACUUUGUUUUUGGUGUCUCUUCGCAGUGAUCCACCAAACCACUCCCUUUCUGGCAUUAAGUAUUUCCCCUACUUUUUAUAAUUGUUUUUGCAUCGACACAGACUGACUUAGUUUUCUGAGGAGUAGAGAGGCUGUGGCUUGGUGGCAGAGCAUCUACUUUGUGUGCAGGCGUACAGCCCCCAGGUUGAAGCCCUGCCAAUCCCAGUUAGGGGUUCGAGAAAGGGACACUGGAGAGCCACUGUCAACACCACUGAUCAGACUUGGUAUUAGGCAAUUUCCUGUGUUCCUCUGAUGUGCUGGCCAUGUAGCCCAAUUGGCAUCUUAUGCGGAGGGGCUUGAGCUUGUCCUUUGGUGAAUGCUGGUGGGGAUGUUUUUCUGCCUAUAAAAUUUUACACUUGGUAUGCAUAACUGCCACUGACCACCUUAAUGCUCUGUGCUAGAGUGGAUGAAACACUGCUGAGUCAUUGGUCAAGCUUUAUCAGAACAGUUACCUCUGUUUUAUUGCUUUUAAAAAAAGAGGGGAAAAGCCCUUUAAACGGAAAAUCCAAUGGAUUGGACUUGAUUGUUAAAGCAUAACCAAGACUUGGUGUUACUUGAAAUGCAUCUAAUAUUCUAGGCUUCCAAAGCCCCAUUAAAAGACUGUAUUUGUAUAAGAUGUUAAAGAAUGGAAUUAGUUUGUAUUCUAGAAAAUUAUGGCAUAAAGUAAAGCCCUUUAAGGGUUUAUGAGAACACUAUCCAGUGUUGUAUACUCCUUCUCCACACAGAAUUUUUGUACAAAAUCACUUUGUAGAAAACUACUAUUGCAGAUUACUUUUAUUUCUUUGUAUACAAAGUAUAUUAACUGGUGCUGAUUUGCUGCUACAUAAUGUCAUAUAUUGUAAAAUGUUCUUGCAUGUGAAGUGAUUGGGGCCUAACCAGCUGCAAACUAACAUUUGCUCAUUUCUGUUAACUGCUGUUAUUUAAAAGCAUUGUAAUCACUUAUUGUAGCCAUGUGGAAUUUUGUCAGUAUCUGAAUAC